UGUCAUACUUUAGUAAGGGAUUAAAUAAGGGUGUCUAGACUUAGUUCCAUCAAGCAGGUCGUUCCGUUAUAGAAAUCUCCACUCGCUAGCUCGCAACGUUGGCGGCAGGGAAUGAUACAAGAUCCACUUGAUACCACAAAAAUGCUCAAGCGAUUGGUCACCGAGAUUUCUUAACACUUUUGUGCGCUUACGAUAACAAAUAAUAGCGACUAAAUCGUCAGUCCUUUUAGAUAUCUGCAUACAUGUAUAGCCUCAACAUCUCAAGAACUGCUAACAGCCAAACGCUUCCAUCUCUUCUGCGUCAGAUGAAGUCUAUUCAUGAUCUCCGCCGUUUCGGACGUGCUAUAGCACGUACAGAGUCAAUUGAUUAUUUUCAGCUUAGUAGCGUGCAGAAUAGGCUUGUACUGGCCAACUUCCUGUAUCAAUUGUGCUUGGAACGCUGUGCAUAUGACGCUGCUGUCGGACUUAUUGAGAGAGAAAAAGAGAAGAAUUGCGAGCUGAUCCUUCAAAAGCUACGUACACAUCAUAGCUCUCUACUACCUGUCGAGACUAAGCACUAGGGCUUAGAGGAUCGUGUUCAACGCUUUGAUCUUUAUCGUUACCUGAUGAAUUGUGCAGCUUGACAUGUAACGUCCCCAUUAAUCUGGCAGCCACUGAAGAGAACACAAAACGUCUUGUAAUGAAGUCUCCAUUUGUUAUGUUCUGAUUGUAGCAAAGAAGAUAUUUGUGCCUUUUUUUCAGGUUAUGCAACCCGGGAGACAGCUACCUUACCUUGUAUAAGUAACCGAUGCAAAGAAAAAGUUUGCUUCGGGCAAAAUUCAUAUGGUUUCGCGUCCUACGAACGCAUACCAAUCGGGUCUUGAUUGUUA
Plasmopara halstedii is the source of this 869-nucleotide messenger RNA. RefSeq lists its product as uncharacterized. The record is from RefSeq and is a predicted model, not a curated record. The coding region runs from base 243 to 560 and encodes 105 amino acids. The transcript has a single exon. NCBI's taxonomy places the organism in Eukaryota, Oomycota, Peronosporomycetes, Peronosporales, Peronosporaceae.